Molecule: messenger RNA, 774 nt
Organism: Drosophila ficusphila
Lineage: Eukaryota; Metazoa; Arthropoda; Insecta; Diptera; Drosophilidae
Gene: Cpr57A
Product: cuticle protein 8
Exons: 3
Coding region: 146-706 (186 amino acids)
Cellular component (GO): chitin-based extracellular matrix
Molecular function (GO): structural constituent of chitin-based larval cuticle
Source: RefSeq, a predicted model, not a curated record
GCCGAUCGUAGUCGCAUAUAAAGUGCGCAUCUCGUCACUCCAAAGACCAGUUUUUGGCUCUCACGAACUGCGAAUAACGAAGUAUUGGCCAAGUCGCCGUCAGUUACCAAUCGUAGUUUGAGUCGAGCGGCAAUAUUACCCAGCCAUGAAGCAGUUUAUAGUUUUGGUCGUGUGCUUGAUUGGCGCCACCAGCGCGGAUGUAUCCCAUCUGGUUACCCCGGAGCCCAAGGUCCCGGCCAGUCCGUAUGUGUUCAGCUACCAAGCUGGCCGAGCUCCCGGACAUGUGGAUCGCCAGCACACUGAGGUGUCCGAUGGAUCGGGUGUCAUCCGCGGUGCCUUCUCCUAUGUGGAUCCCAAGAACCAGGUGCGCACUGUGCAGUACGUGGCCGACGAGCACGGCUUCCAUCCUCAGCUGAGCCACAAACUGGAGGACAGUGCUGCCGUUCAGGCAGCCAAGAAGAGGCACUUCGAAGCGUACAACCGAAUUGCGCAAGAGCACGCCAGUCACACACCAGGCCAAGCGUCACUGGCAGCCGCUCCGCAUACCAGCGCCGCUGUGGCUCAUGCCACUCAGAAGCACCUGAGCGCCUUCGAGCGGAUCGCCGCCGAACAUGCGGCCAUUGGACGCCAGCAGGAGGCACAGCGUCUGGCACUGGCCGCCCAAUCCGAGCAUGGAGAAAUCGAGGAUGGCCAGUACCACCCGUAAAAAGUGUUUGUGUAACUAUCAAACUGUAUUGAAUGAAAAUAAAAAGGAAAUUUCCAGGUGCGACCGUU